Molecule: messenger RNA, 2131 nt
Organism: Drosophila santomea
Lineage: Eukaryota; Metazoa; Arthropoda; Insecta; Diptera; Drosophilidae
Source: RefSeq, a predicted model, not a curated record
GAUUGGGUAAUGGAUACCAGCGGAUCGACUCUGCUCGGGCGACCUGCUGCUCCCAUCGAAUGCAAUAGACAAUUUUCUAAUUUGCAGCAAUUUCACCCUUUUUACCCAUUCAUUAGUUUGUUUACAGAGGUUUGUGAGGCGAGUGUGCCUAGCAACCUGGUCGUGGCACGCCAUGGGCUCUUGCUCCAUGGAAAUGGACGAGGAGGUGGAUGUGGGAGGUGGAUGUGGUGGAAUGCCUUCACUGGCUGCCUUUUGGAACCGGGCGCCGUCUUAUGGGCCUCCUUCCCGAAACUCCGCCAAUGCAAUUGCCAAAGGUCGAGAGGAGAUGGGGGAAUUGUUUUGAUGCCGACUUUGGCUGGAAUCGUUCCUUCUCCGAGCCGGAUCUCACAGCCAAUCAGAAGUCCGGCGAUCUCAGCCGGUUCGCCAUCAAGCAUCCGCACGAGUACAUAGCCGUCGAUGACCUCAAGUACUUCCGCCGCCGCCAGCCCGUCCAUCUGCACACCCGGAGCAACGUGUGCCUGCACAGCGGCGAUGAGCCAGCGCCCAGCUUUGGCUCCCUGAAAUCCGAGUACCGCAAGCACUUCCGUGGCACCCAGUCCCGACCCAGAUCCUUGCUGCGGCGCGCCACCUCGCUGCGACUGGAGGGAUUCAUGCAGCUGCUGUCGGAGCACCAGGAGAAAUACCACUGGUACACGCCCGAGGACCUGCGCUUCUCCCGCACCUUUCCCGUCCGCAAUCCGGAGAACCUGCAGUUGGGCGAGGGCAGCGAGGGCAACGGCUUCAAUGCCGCCGAUGGCAUGAAGAACUCCUCGUACCUCAUGCUGGAUCCCAGCACCAAGAUACUGCCACGCGAGGUGUUCCUCGACGAGUCGGAGCUGGCGGCCAGGAACCAGCCAGCCACUAGCAAACUGGCCGCGGACAAGUUUCGCCGCGAUGUGGCUGCCCAGGAGCAGCAGCGAUGCCAUCUGCAGAUGCGUGCCCAGGCCGUGGAUCGCGAGCAGCACGGCCAGGUGCCGGAGCCCUCCGAGUACCGUCGCCAGUUCGUGCAGCAGUUCCCCGAGAAGGCGCACUCCAUACCCCAGAUGAGCAGCAUCAAGAUCCAGGGUGAGUUCGUGGCAGUGCCGGAGUACCGGGACAGUUUCCGUAUGUAUGCCAACUACUCGAAGAGCGCACCCAUCAAGAAGAACGACAACCUGCGCGUAUCCGGCUCCGAGGCUGCCUGCGCUCCCAGUUCGGAGGUGCCGGAGUAUCGCGACAAAUUCAUCGACCCACCCAAGCACGUGGCCAAAGAGAAGUCCCUCAAGACGGACGACCAUCUGCGUCCGCGCGGGGAGUUCACCAAAGAGAUUCCCGAAUACCACGAGAGCUUCCGAGAUCCGCAGAUCACCGAAAUGCCGGAGCGAGGAAAGCCCCGGGAGCCGUUCCUUCGCCUGCGCGGCAAGAUCGAGUUUAAUCCGGAGUACAGGAAUAACUAUCAGGAUUUUCCGCGUUCCCGACCCGUCGUCCAGAAGCCCACUUCCUGCUUCCGGUUGCCCACCUCGGGCGUAUGCCACGCCCCAUCCGUUCACCAUCAGCCGGAAGAGGAACUGGAAACGCCUGUCCUGGUAACAGUGCCUCCAUCAGAGGUAACCGCCACCCCGGAAUACCGCCGAGCGCAGUACAACUACCAACUGCGGGAGCGGCCCAGGGAUUUGGAGGCUGCUCCAGCCGGUGUCCAGGGGAAUCUGCGCAAGAGCUCCGAUUCCUCGUUGGAGGCCAGACAGCCGCAAGCGCAGAUGCCCCACAAACGGAGAACGUCGCGUCAGCGGCAGAUCAAGGAGCCCGAGCAGCCGUUGGCCACCAGAUUCGACGAUGUGGGCGGCAAUGCGGCCAAAAAGCCAGCCCGCUACGGCCGACGAGCAUCUGUCCUCCAGAACGCAGCCAGCUGUCGGGAGAACUCGUCGAUCAUCGAAGGUAAUCCCAAAUACGCCGUGGGAUGUCGGCGCUCCAAGCAGCCAGGCGGAAAUCAAACGCAGCCACCUGGUGCCUUCGUGGUGCUCGACGAGCCGUGCAAGCCUUCCAACUGGAUGAAGAAGACCUGGUACGACUCCUAGGACAACGCAUCUACACCUACCAUUGGUAUUCUGUUUUA